Messenger RNA from Penicillium maclennaniae, 231 nucleotides. RefSeq lists its product as uncharacterized. NCBI's taxonomy places the organism in Eukaryota, Fungi, Ascomycota, Eurotiomycetes, Eurotiales, Aspergillaceae. The transcript is spliced from 2 exons. The record is from RefSeq and is a predicted model, not a curated record. Bases 1 to 231 code for a protein of 76 amino acids.
AUGUCAAUGUCGAUGAUAGCAGACUACAACGAGACUUUGCGCAAGGUGUCAAACAGCCUCCAAAACGCUUUAGAGACUUUCGGGCCGUCCUCGCACCAGUACCGGGCCAUUCUCGGAAUAUUAAAAGAAUGCCUACAGGAUAUUGAGGAUGAGAAAGCGCGCACGCAAACACAGGUGGUUGACUCUGACAUGUUAAGUGCCGCUAUGGAAUUCUUGAAGAUUGGAAAAUAG